AUGUAUAAAGUUUUAUUUACCAUUACGUUGGUAUUAGUGGCUGACACUUUAUGUCAGCGAAUAAUCCAUCCAACAUGGAGACCUCCACCAAGGCGUCCGGUCAUCAUCAGAACUGCUAGAAGUGUCAGUAACGAGGAACCAUUGUGGUUGUAUAAAGGGGACGACGUCAUUCGAGCUCCAUCAUCUGGUGACCAUCCUGUCUUACCUUCGAUCAUUGAUGACAUCAACCUGGACCCCAACAGAAGAUACGCCAGAAGUGUUGACUCUCCAAGUGCCAAGCGCUCGGGUGGAAGCCAUUCGUCUCCCAGCAGAAACCAUGAUACUGGACGGUCUCAUCCUGGAUACAACCGAAGGAAUGCCAGAGAUAUCUUGCCGUCUUUUCAUCUGCCGAACCCCUAUAAGGCCCCUUUGUUCCGACCCCUUCCUGGGUGGUCGCGACCACGAACUCCAAUAUAUGCAUCUAGAAAAAUCAUUGCGUGA
This is a messenger RNA of Danaus chrysippus (African queen), 480 nucleotides long. The record is from the annotation of a GenBank genome assembly. NCBI's taxonomy places the organism in Eukaryota, Metazoa, Arthropoda, Insecta, Lepidoptera, Nymphalidae.